CGCCGAUCUGCACGAGAACCAACAACAGUUCAGGCACGAUUAGCAUUAGUUAACCGUCAACCGCAAGCAUCAAGAACCACACCAUCACCAUGACGGCCACGCUGCAGCCUGCAUAUUUGGCCCUCAACCUCCUGAAGCGGGAGUCAUGCGUGGUGUGCGACAACUCAAAACCACUUGUAUGCCCGGAUUGCGAAGCGGGGGUAUCUAUGUGCCAGUUCAUCUACCCCACAAGUUGCGCGGAAUGUGCCAGAGCGACCUGCGUUCCCGUCGAGACAACCGCUGCCGCACCGCCCAGCCAAGAUCGCUCGACCAACGUCGGUGCAAUUGUUGGCAGCGUUAUCGGCGGUCUCGCCGCCAUUGCGAUAAUUACGUACCUAGUCUGGAGGUUUUGCGUCAGGACGCGGAGGCAACCCCUGGUUCAGGAGCCAUGGGAUGACGGGCAGGAUCAGGGCAUGGACGGUGAGAAGUCGUUUGCUCAACGGCGGGAUCACCGUGCUUCAACCCAUACCGUCCACUCGAUCGCGUCUACCGUCCUCACCCGAGCCUCCAACAUCAUCCAGAUCGCCUACAUCCCGGGCGUCACCAACCGAGCGACGGCGUCCCCGACAGUUCUCGUCCCUCCGGUGCCCCCGAUUCCCAUCGCUGUCUCGCAAGCCGGCACACCCGCCAGCACGGAGGACCAGCAUUUCUUUGUUCCAGGCGACCUGCGCGACUCAACCUACUCAGGCCUCUCGUCCUUCUCGGAUCGCACCUCUUAUGCCAGGACCUCGUAUGCACCGCGGUCGAGUGUGGCUUCCACGAUCUACGGCAAGAGCGCGGUCGUCGUGGCCCCCGCCCAGACCGGUAUGCGAGCCAAGCCGGCCAUGGUUAGCGUAAGGUCGGCGCAUUCCAACACCUCCAACGGCACUUCGACCCCGCCCGUUCCUGCCGUCGACUACGAGAAGUACAACAGCGUCCGGCCGCCAAGCCCCGCCAACAGCACCUUCAGCGUGGGCUCGACAUUCCUCAACAACGCAAGCACCGCCACCGCCACUCCGGCCCGCGCCAUGGUUGUGCGUGUCGGCAGCGUCAAGAAGAUUGGCGCCAACAAGCAGCCCAAGCCAGCACCAGACGCGGACUCGGUCGCGUCGCCCACCGUGUCCGGGUCCACGAUCCGCGACUCAGCCGCCGCCACCAUCAUCGUGGACUCGCCUGCCGAUGAGGGCCCCUUCUCGGAUCCUCCAAAGUCUGCCACGCAGAGCACGACCAGCCUCAGCGCCGUCAUCGAGGAGGCGACGAGGAGGGCCUCCCAACGAGACUCCACCGUACCAGAAAAGGGGAGACAAAGGAGUCCGUUCGGCGAUGAACACGCCUCUUCAUGAUACGCGCCUCUUGAUAACAUUCCUUUCACGUCUGGGACGGAUCUGGGUCAUUACGCAGACUACUACGAAGUCCUCUGCGAUAACGAUGGCCUUGCGGCCUUACUCCCCCUCUUAUGUUCAUGUGAUCUAGGUUUUACUUUUGGUUAGACCUGGAAGCGGUUAUGCCCACCUGCUCGGUGGUUUUGUUCCGGUCGUCUG
Molecule: messenger RNA, 1559 nt
Organism: Thermothielavioides terrestris NRRL 8126
Lineage: Eukaryota; Fungi; Ascomycota; Sordariomycetes; Sordariales; Chaetomiaceae
Exons: 2
Coding region: 90-1361 (423 amino acids)
Source: RefSeq, a predicted model, not a curated record